Tauraco erythrolophus (red-crested turaco) is the source of this 270-nucleotide messenger RNA. It is a transcript of the gene GNRH1, whose product is annotated as gonadotropin releasing hormone 1. The record is from RefSeq and is a predicted model, not a curated record. Lineage: Eukaryota; Metazoa; Chordata; Aves; Musophagiformes; Musophagidae. Gene Ontology annotation, molecular function: gonadotropin-releasing hormone receptor binding; gonadotropin hormone-releasing hormone activity. Gene Ontology annotation, biological process: multicellular organism development; reproductive process. Gene Ontology annotation, cellular component: extracellular region.
AUGGAUAAGUCCUGGAAGAUCUUUGUCAGUGUCCUCCUAUUUGUCUUGUCUCUGGAAAUCUGCUUGGCUCAACACUGGUCUUAUGGCCUGCAACCAGGGGGAAAAAGGAACGCCGAAAACCUGGCAGAAUCGUUUCAAGAGAUUGCAAAUGAAAUGGAAAAAUUAGGGGAAGUGCAGAAGAGAGGCUCGUACCAACGUUCCACGUUCAGUGAUCUGAAGGAAGCCAUGGAAAGUCUGAUCGAAGGAGAAGCUGGACGAAAGAAGAUUUAA